Pelobates cultripes (western spadefoot toad) is the source of this 12985-nucleotide messenger RNA. Lineage: Eukaryota; Metazoa; Chordata; Amphibia; Anura; Pelobatidae. The record is from the annotation of a GenBank genome assembly.
AUGGAAACCAAUGGAAGGUUAAGGUACUUUUAGAAUGUUGCCUCAGAAUUGUUUUCCUCCUCUCACUGUGAUUAGUGUAUGCUCCUCACCCAGUGCUGCAUAAAGUGUCGCUGUAGCUGCUGUACAGGACAUUACAAUUGGGGGUAAAUAGUGUGACUGAGGUAAAUAUUAAAAUUUCCUUCAGAAAGCAUGCCGUCUGCAGGGCAACAUCCUCUUCACGGGAUGCUCUGGAUGCUUUCAAAUAUAUUGGGGCAUGUGAGCGCAUGCACACUCAGGUAAUCCAACAUGCACGCGCUUAUCUGGCACUGCCAGGGUUAACCUGAUUUAAAUGACAUGCCCUGGCUGUGGCCCAGACCGACCAUAUAAAUCUUAUAUGAAAACUACUGAGUAUUUUAGAGAAAUUAUAGCACAAGCCAUAGCUUUUCCUUAAGUAUAGGACUGUAUUAAUCUCUCCGCAGUAACAGUUCCACUUUCCGAGUGUUAAGCUGUUAGUUCAGUAAAUAUGUGAAUCCUCUGAUAAACAAACGGCUCUGACAUUUACUCACCACCAGACUCCACUUGCCCAGCUGGAUGGGAUGACUUCUAUAAAAAGAAACCUCUUCAUGCUUUUUAAAUAUCCCGUUACCGAGCAGUGAAUGCGACCAGCGGGCCGAUAACAAACCCUCCACAUCAAAACAGGUAAAAUCUCACUAUUUCAGCCUUAAAUCACACGUUAUUUACCAGCAGAUCUCAUGAAACAAACUCAGGGGUUAUUGUGAAUCCGGGAUCUGACUAUUUCAUGGAGUCCAGCUGCUGUCUUUGCAGCAGGAUCUGGUUCUCUUAAAACCUGCUGCUCCUAAAUCUACAAGUUCAAAAUAUUGUGCGUCAUAACUGGGAUACUGUAAGAGCACUCCACUUGGAAAAGCACAACCAAUAAUGUUGGUCUUUAUUUGCAUUGAUUCACUUUUAAUAUGUGUAAUUGUUAUAUUAGUGACAAUGAACCGAAUUGGCACCUUAAUAGUGCUGCACUGAUAACGCGGCCUCUACGCCUUCAUUAAUAAUGACACAAGAAAGAGAUUAUGGGAGGAUUUGACGUCUGUGAGUGAGGUCACCUGUUUAUAAUAUGAUUUUGCACAUAGCUUCAACUAUACACCACUAUGCACAGAGACAGGGACAGUGGACAUCCUUACACCAUAACCUUAUAGUUCAGUUAUAAUACACUGUGUGUGGGGAGACAGAGGACCUCCUUACACCAUAACCUUAUAGCUGCAGUUAUAAUACACUGUGUGUGGGGAGACAGGGGACCUCCUUACACCAUAACCUUAUAGCUGCGGUUAUAAUACACUGUGUGCAGGGAGACAGGGGGCCUCCUUACACCAUAACCUUAUAGCUGCAGUUAUAAUACACUGUGUGCAGGGAGACAGAGGACCUCCUUACACCAUAACCUUAUAGCUGCAGUUAUAAUACACUGUGUGCGGGGAGACAGGGGACCUCCUUACACCAUAACCUUAUAGCUGCAGUUAUAAUACACUGUGUGCGGGGAGACAGGGGACCUCCUUACACCAUAACCUUAUAGCUGCAGUUAUAAUACACUGUGUGUGGGGAGACAGGGGACCUCCUUACACCAUAACCUUAUAGCUGCAGUUAUAAUACACUGUGUGCAGGGAGACAGGGGGCCUCCUUACAUCAUAACCUUAUAGCUGCAGUUAUAAUACACUGUGUGUGGGAGACAGGGGACCUCCUUACACCAUAACCUUAUAGCUGCAGUUAUAAUACACUGUGUGUGGGGGAACCUUAUAGCUGCAGUUAUAAUACACUGUGUGCGGGAGAGACAGGGGACCUCCUUACACCAUAACCUUAUAGCUGCAGUUAUAAUACACUGUGUGUGGGGAGACAGGGGACCUCCUUACACCAUAACCUUAUAGCUGCAGUUAUAAUACACUGUGUGCGGGGAGACAGGGGACCUCCUUACACCAUAACCUUAUAGCUGCAGUUAUAAUACACUGUGUGCGGGGAGACAGGGGACCUCCUUACACCAUAACCUUAUAGCUGCAGUUAUAAUACACUGUGUGCGGGGAGACAGGGGACCUCCUUACACCAUAACCUUAUAGCUGCAGUUAUAAUACACUGUGUGUGGGGAGACAGGGGACCUCCUUACACCAUAACCUUAUAGCUGCAGUUAUAAUACACUGUGUGUGGGGAGACAGGGGACCUCCUUACACCAUAACCUUAUAGCUGCAGUUAUAAUACACUGUGUGUGGGAGACAGGGGACCUCCUUACACCAUAACCUUAUAGCUGCAGUUAUAAUACACUGUGUGUGACAGGGGAACCUUAUAGUUGCAGUUAUAAUACACUGUGUGCGGGGAGACAGGGGACCUCCUUACACCAUAACCUUAUAGCUGCAGUUAUAAUACAUUGUGUGUGGGGAGACAGGGGACCUCCUUACACCAUAACCUUAUAGCUGCAGUUAUAUUACACUGUGUGCGGGGAGACAGGGGACCUCCUUACACCAUAACCUUAUAGCUGCAGUUAUAAUACACUGUGUGUGGGGAGACAGGGGACCUCCUUACACCAUAACCUUAUAGAUGCAGUUAUAAUACACUGUGUGUGGGGAGACAGGGGACCUCCUUACACCAUAGCCUUGUAGCUGCAGUUAUAAUACACUGUGUGGGGGACCUCCUUACAGGGGAUCUCCUUACACCGUAACCUUAUAGCUGCAGUUAUAAUACACUGCAUGCUGGGAGACAGGAGACCUCCUUACACCAUAAUCUUAUAGCUGCAGUUAUAAUACACUGUGUGCGGGGAGACAGGGGACCUCCUUACACCGUAGCCUUAUAGCUGUAGUUAUAAUACACUGUGUGCGGGGAGACAGGGGACCUCCUUACACUGUAGCCUUAUAGCUGCAGUUAUAAUACACUGUGUGCGGGGAGACAGGGGACCUCCUUACACCGUAACCGUAUAGCUGCAGUUAUAAUACACUGUGUGAGGGGAGACAGGGGACCUCCUUACACCGUAACCUUAUAGCUGCAGUUAUAAUACACAGUGUGCGGAGAGACAGGGGACCUCCUUACACAGUAACCUGAUAGCUGCAGUUAUAAUACACUGUGUGCAGGGAGACAGGGAACCUCCUCAUACCAUAACCUUAUAGCUGCAGUUAUAAUACACUGUGUGCGGGGAGACAGGGGACCUCCUUACACCAUAACGUUAUAGCUGCAGUUAUAAUACUCUGUGUGCUGGGAGACAGGGGACCUCCUUACACCAUAACCUUAUAGCUGCAGUUAUAAUACACUGUGUGUAUUAUGAUCAACCAACUUCAGUUUGAAUUCCGCGCUCGUCACUCUGUCAAAAAAGCUGUGACCAAAGUAUCCAACGACUUAAAGGGACACUAUAGUCACCUGAACAACUUUAGCUUAAUGAAGCAGUUUUGGUGUAUAGAACAUGCCCCUGCAGCCUCACUGCUCAAUCCAGGGCCGUCUUUAACGCGGGGCAAACAGGGCAGCUGCCCCGGGCCCAAUUACUCCUGGGCGCCUAAGGCAGCUGUCCCGUGGGCACCGCUGCCCUAAAAAAAUAAAUAAAAUAAAAUAAAAUAAAUGUUUCCCGGCCGCUUUAGGGGGCCCCCGCACUGUAAGGAGUCCAACCAGGUGGCCCAUGCACUUAGGGCUACCCAGUGGGCUUGUACCAGCAGGGGCACGGUCGGGCGCUGUGGCCCUUUAACAGCGCAACCGGGCCUCUUGCUUUUCGGCAGCGCUGUGAGGAAGUGAGUGCCAAGCGUACCUUCCUCCCAUAAAGAGCUGCUGCGCGGGAGAAGAAGGACCUGCACGGGAGGGAGGAGGAGGAGGCAGUGAGGAUGGGGGCUCCUCACGUACAUCAUCCUCAGGCAGUACACUGGAUCCCAGGGAUGCCACUCUCCAGCAAAAGGUAGGAAACUGGAGGGUGGGCUUAAAAUGUAAAUUUUACAUGUAUGUCAGUUUGUCUGUCCAUGUAUCUGUGUGUGUCAGAUAGUGUGUGUGUGUGUGUGUGUGUGUGCCAGCAUGUCUGAUAGUGUAUGUGUGUGUGUCAGUAUGUCUGAUAGUGUGUCUGUGUGUGUCAGUAUGUCUGUGUGUAUGUCAGUAUGUCUGAUAGUGUAUGUGUGUGUGUGUAUGUCAGUAUGUCUGACAGUGUAUGUAUCCCGUGUGUGUGACAGUAUGCCUAUUUGUGUGUGUGUGUCAGCAUGUCUGUCAGUGUAUGUAUCUGUGUGUCAGUAUGUCUAUCAGUGUGUCAGUAUGUCUGCCAGUGUAUGUGCCUGUGUGUCAGUAUGUCUAUCAGUGUAUGUGUCUGUGUGUGUCAGUAUGUCUGCCAGUGUAUGUGCACCUGUUGUGUGUGUGUGUGUGUGUGUGUGUGUCAGGCACAUACACUGAUAUACAUACUGACACAGGCACACUGAUAGACAUACUGACACACACAGGCACCUACAAUGACAAACAUACUGACACACAGAUACAUACACUGACAGACAUUCUGACACACACACUGAUAGACAUACUGACACACACACGCACAUAUACAGACAUACUGACACACACACACACACACAAAGGCACAUAUACUGAUAGAUAUACUGACACACACACUGGCACAUAUACAGACAUACUGACACACACACAGCCGCAUACGCUGAUAGAGAUACUGUGUGUUUGUUAGUAUGUCUGUAUAUGUGCCUGUGUGUGUGUGUGUGUCAGUAUGUCUAUCAGUGUUUGUGCCUGUGUGUGUGUCAGUAUAUGUAUCUAUGUGUCAGUAUGUUUGUCAUCGUAUGUGCCUGUGUGACAGUUUGUGUCAGUGUGUGUGUCAGUAUGUCUAUCAUUGUAUGUAUUUAUGUGUGUCAGUAUGUCUCAGUUUAUCUAUCUGUGUAUCUGUAUGUGUCUGUGUGUUUAUCUGCUACAUACAACCCUGCAAGCAUGGGAAAUGGGUAGAGCCCCAGCUGUCAAUGCAUUGUUGGAGUUGCACGACAGAUAGGGUUCUACCUUCUUUCCAACCUUGCAAUUGGGGGUCCAAAUUAAAUUCUUGCACCAGGGCUCUUUCUUCUUUAGUUCGCCCACUGCGUUUGGGUGGAGGCGUGAUUGCAUGCCAGGGAGUGGGUCCAGGGGGCCCAAGCAAAUGCUUGCCCAGGGCCCAAUUAAUAUUAAAGACGGCCCUGGCUCAAUCCUCUGCCAUUUAGGAGUUAAAUUCCUUUGUUUAUGAACCCUAGUCACACCUCCCUGCAUGUGACUUGCACAGCCUUCCAUAAACACUUCCUGUAAAGAGAGCCCUAUUUAGGCUUUCUUUAUUGCAAGUUCUGUUUAAUUAAGAUUUUCUUAUCCCCUGCUAUGUUAAUAGCUUGCUAGACCCUGCAAGAGCCUCCUGUAUGUGAUUAAAGUUCAAUUUAGAGAUUGAGAUACAAUUAUUUAAGGUAAAUUACAUCUGUUUGAAAGUGAAACCAGUUUUUUUUUUUCAUGCAGGUUCUGUCAAUCAUAGCCAGGGGAGGUGUGGCUAGGGCUACAUAAACAGAAACAAAGUGAUUUAACUCCUAAAUGACAGUGAAUUGAGCAGUGAAACUGCUUUAUUUAGCUAAAGUAAUUUAGGUGACUAUAGUGUGCCUUUAAUCGCUGCUAAAUCCCGCGGCUAUUAUUCUAUCCUAACUCUCCUUGACCUUUCUGCUGCUUUUGUUGAUCAUCAACAGUUUAUUCUCAUCCUCCGUAACCUCGGUCUACGGAAUACUGCUUUCUCCUAUUGAAACACAGUAGACAUGUGCAAUUCGUUUUGUUCCGAAUGUUAAUUCGGACGAAUUUCGGGAAAUUCGAACAUUUGGAUACUUCCGAAUGUCCGAAUAGCUGAAUUGCCGAAGUGUUGAAGUUCUGAAGCACAGAAUUGCCGAAGUACUAAUAUACCCAGUGGAAGAAUUAAGAAUUUUACACUGUAUAGCAGCUUAAAUAAAAAGUAUACAAACAUAGCCAGGAUUCAGCUGUAAGCAUUUGCGUCACUUACAACAAUCAAGUAACACAUUUAUAUAAAAUGCAAGUUACUUAGCCAGUCAAUGGAUGGGAAUGAAUAAGUAGAUAACUCCCUAAGUCCCACGGUAUUAGGGAUUUAUCUACUAAAUGGCUGAAGGACCUAAAUUGGUCUUUCAGCCAAAUUUACUAAUACUAUGUAAAGAUGACUUAGUAUUAGUAAAUUCUGCCCCUACUCGCUAUACCACGAGUAGGGGCAUGUCUAGUAAACAGUGAGCAGCCAAAAUUCCGAAUUGCGGAAGUCCAGAAUUUCGGAAUGCCGAACCAAAUAUUUUCCCCAUGCACAUCUCUAAAACAUAGAAACAUAGAAUGUGACGGUAGAUGAGAACCAUUCGGCCCAUCAAGUCUGCCCAAUUUUUAAAAUACUUUCAUUAGUCCCUGGCCUUAUCUUAUAGUUAGGAUAGCCUUAUGCCUAUCCCACGCAUGCUUAAAUUCACUCACGGUGUUAACCUCUACCCCUUCAGCUGGAAGGAUAUUCCAUGCAUCCACUACCCUCUCAGUAAAGUAAUACUUCCUGAUAUUAUUUUUAAACCAUUGCCCCUCUAAUUUAAGACUAUGUCCUCUUGUUGUGACGUAAAUAUUCCGUCAUGAUUCCCUUUUAUUUCUGAAGUUGUGUCCUUAAGGGGUUAAAUAAAGUCUCCUCCUUUACUGUGUUGGUUCCUUUUAUGUAUUUAAAUGUUUACUAUCAUAUCCCCCCUGUCUCGUCUUUCCUCCAAGCUAUACAUGUUAAGUUCCUUUAACCUUUCCUUGUAAGUUUUAUCCUGCAAUCCAUGGACCACAUUAGUUGCCCUUCUCUGAACUCUCUCUAAAACUCUGAACUCUAUCAAUAUCCUUCUAGAGAUACGGUCUCCGGUACCGCGUACAAUACUCCAAAUUAGGACUCAUCAGUGUUCUGUACAAUGGCAUGAGAACUUCCCUCUUUCUACUGCUAAUACCUCUCCCUAUACAACCAAGCGUUCUGCUAGCAUUUCCUGCUGCUCUUUUACAUUGUCUGCCUACCUUUAAGUCAUCAGAAAUAAUCACCCCUAAAUCCCUUUCCUCAGAUGUUGAGGAUAGGACUCUAUCAAAUAUUCUGUGUACUCUGCCCUUGGGUUUUCACAUCCAAGAUGCAUUAUCUUGCACUUAUCCACAUUAAAUUUCAGCUGCCAAAGUUCUGACCAUUUUUCUAGUUUACCUAAAUAAUUUGCCAUUUGUCUUAUCCCUCCUGGAACAUCAACCCUGUCACAUAUCUCAGUAUUACCAUGGAGACCUUCUGCAAUAUCACUAAUAAAAAUAUUAAGGAGAAUGGGUCCAAGUACAGAUCCCUGAGGUACCCAGCUGGUAACAAGACCAUGUUUCGAAUAUACUCCAUUGACUACAACCCUCUGUUGCCUGUCACUCAGCCACUGCCUUACCCAUUCAACAAUAUUGGAAUCCAAACUUUAAGAUUGCAAUUUAUUGAUAAUCCUUCUAUGUGCAACUGUGUCAAAGGCCUUACUGAAAUCUAGGUAAGCAAUGUCUACUGCACCACCCUGAUCUAUUAUUUUAGUUACCUAAUCAAAAAAAUCAAUAAGAUUAGUUUGGCAUGAUCUCCCUGAAGUCACCCCAUGUUUUCUCUGAUCUUGAAAUCUAUGUGAUUUUAGAUAUUCAACAUGGUUUCCAUCACUUUCCCCACUACUGGAGUAAGGCUUACUGGCCUAUAGUUGCCCGACUCCUCCCUAUUACCUUUCUUGUAAAUGGGCACAACAUUCGCUAACUUCCAAUCUUCUGGGACUACUCCUGUUAACAAUGAUUGGCUAAAUAAAUCUGUUAAUGGUUUUGCUAGUACACCACUAAGCUCUUUUAAUAACUUUGGGUAUAUUCCAUCAGGUCCCAUUUACUUAUUGGUCUUUACUUUUGACAAUUGAAAUAGAACCUCUUCCUCUGUAAACUCACAUGUAACAAAUGACUCAUUUGUCCUUUUUCCUAACUGAGGUCCCUUUCCUUCAUUUUCAUCUAUAAAUACUGAACAAAAAUAUUAAUUGAGGCAGUCAGCUAGACCUUUAUCCUCUUCUACACACCUUCCUUCUUUUGUUUUUAAUCUAACUAAUCCUUGUUUUACUUUCCUUUUCUCAUUUAUGUAUCUAAAAAAUGUUUUGUCCCCUUUUUUUACUGACUGUGCUAUUUUCUCUUCUGUGUGUGAUUUGGAAGCUCUUAUAACUUGCUUAGCCUCUUUCUGCCUAAUCUUAUAGAACAUUUUGUCUCCCUCACUCUGGUUUUUUUUAUAAUUUCUAAAUGCUAACUUUUAGUUUCUUACUAUUUUGGCCACAUCUGCGGAGUACCACAGUGGUUUCUUAAUUUUUUUGCUUUUACUGACAAGCCUAAUGCAAUUUUCUGUUGGCUUCAGCAGUGCAACUUUUAAAUAAUCCCAUUUCUUUUGGACUCCAAUUAAAUUGCUCCAGUCUGAUAAUAACUCCUUUACACAUAUUCUAAUGUUAGAAAAGUCUGUUUUUCUAAAGUCUCAAAUUUUUGUGUGGUGUGACUCAGUCACUGUUCUUAUAUUAAACCACACUGACUGAUGAUCACUGGAUCCUAAUCUUACUGUAAUAUUUGGUACCAAAUCUCCAUUUGUUAACACUAAAUCUUGUAUGGCCUCCUUACAAGUUGGCUCCUCAACAAAUUGUUUAAGAGACAAUCCCAGUAGGGAGUUUACUCUUACCUCUCCCAGUGCUCUUUCAUUGUUUCUUUCUCUACCUCUGCCUCUUCUACCCAACCCCUCUCUGUUGGUGGUCCUCAAGGUUUGGUCCUUGGUCCCCUACUGUUCUCAAUCUAUACUGCCUCCCUUGGUAAACUCCGCUAGUAGUAAAGACUGGGCAGUGAUUUCUAAGACAGGCCGCUGGUAGUGGAGACUGGGCAGCCAUUGUUAAGACAGGCCACUGGUAGUGGAGACUGGGCAGGGAUUGCUAAGACAGGCCGCUGGUAGAGGAGACUGGGCGGUGAUUGCUAAGACACACUGCUGGUACCAGCAGCCUGUCAUAGCAAUCACUGCCCAGUUUCCACUUCCAGCGGUCUGUCUUAGCAAUCACACCCAGUCUCCACUAACAGCGGCCUGUCUUAGCAAACACUGCCCAGUUUCCACUUCCAGCGGUCUGUCUUAGCAAAUGCUGCCCUGUCUCCACUACCAGCAGCCUGUCUUAGCAAUCGUUGUCCAGUCUCCACUACAAUUGGUCUGUCUUAGAAAUUGCUGCCCAAUCUCCAUUAUCAGCAGCCUGUUUUAGCAAUUGCUGCCCAAUCUCCACUACUAGUGGUCUGUCUUAGCCCUGUCUCCAUUACCAGAGGCCUGUCUUUUUAAUCUCUGCCCAGUAUCCACUACCAGCAGCCUGUCAUAGCAAUCACUGCCCAGUCUCCAAUACCAGCAGUCUGUCUUAGCAAUCACUGCCCUGUCUCUGUUACCAGAGGCUUGUCAUAGCAAUUAUUGCCCAGUCUCCCCUACCAACGGCUUGUCUUAGCAAUCACCGCCCAGUCUCCACUACCAGCGACCUGUCUUAGCAAUCGCUGCCCAGUCUCCACUACCAACGGCCUGCCUUAGCAAUCACUGCUUAGUCUCAACUACCAGCGGCCUGUCUUAGCAAUCUCUGCCCUGUCUCUACUAUCAACUACCUGUCUUAACAAUCCCUGCCCAGUCUCCACUACCAGUGGCCUGUCUUAGCAAUCGCUGCCUAGUCUCCACUACCAGCAGCCUGUCUUAGCAUCACUGCCCAGUCUCCACUACCAGCAAAGAUAACCAUGGGAGGCAUUAUAGAUCGAGAACAGUAGGGGACCAAGGACAGAAUCUUGGGGAACACCAACAGAGAGGAGUUGGGAAGAAGAGGCAGAGCCAGAGAAAGAAAAAAGCACUGGGAGAGGUAGGAGGAGCACCAGGAGAGAGCAGUAUUCAGUAGACCGAGAUUACGGAGGAUUAGAAGAAGCUGUUGAUAAUCAAAAGUGUUAAAAGCAGCAGAAAGGUCAAAGAAAAUUAGGAUAGAGUGUUAACCGCGAGAUUUACCAGCGAUUAAUACUUUGGUCACAGCUGUUUCGACACAGUGACAAGCGUGGAAUCCAGAAUGAAGUGGGUAAAGCAGAGAGUUGGAUUUUAGGAAGUCUGUCAAUCUUGUUUACACAACUCUUUCAAGGAUCUUGGAGGCAAAUGGCAGUAACGAGAUAGUGUGGUAGUUGGGUGGGGAGUUGUGGUCAAGGUUGGGUUUUUUCAGAAUCGGGGUUAUGGUUGCAUGUUUGAAGGAUGAAGAAAACAUGGCAGAGGAAAGGGAGAAAAUGAAAAUUUAGUGAGAGGGAGAGCAAGAAGAAGACAGAGUGUAGAUGAGAUAUGAGGGAAUAGGAUCAAGGGAAGGGUGGUGGGGCAAGAGGACCAGAGCAGAGCCCGCUUCAACUGUAGCGGAAGCAAAUUUGAAUAGAACAGCAGAGGAAGUGGGGUUGGGGGAGGUAUUGGAAGAUGUAUUGGAAGUGGAGUGAGGGAGAUCUCUUCAUUGAUUGUUGAAAUCUUCUAAGUGAACUGAGUUGCAAAGUUUGUGGCAGAAAAGGUGGAAGUAGGAGGGGGAGCAACAGGGCGAAGAAGAGCAUUUAAAGUGUUAAAUAUGCAUUUGGGUUUGCGGGAGAGUGUGCUUAUGAGGGUGUUGAAGUAGUUUACUUUUGCAGAGGAAAGAGCCACAAUGUAGGAGCGCAGCAUAAAUUUAUAGUGGAGUAAGUCAGAUGCAGAGCGAGGCUUUCUCCAGCGGCGCUCAGCAGUUCUGGAACAUUUUUGGAAGUAUCGAGUCAGCUAGGUGUGUUGUAAUUGUGCUUUCUGCAUUUAACUGUAGGAUGUGCCAUGAUGUCUAGUUGAGAGGAGAGAGUGGAGUUAUAGAGUGAGGUUGCAGAGUAAGGGCAGGUGAGAUUUGAGAUGGGUAAAAGGAGAGUUUGGAGGUUAGUGGAAAAUUGCUGGAGGUAAAGGCAGUGGAGGUUUCUGCAAGAAUGGUGAGUUGAGGGUGGUAUAAUUAGGAUAUGGGGUAUGCCGAUGUCAAAGGUCAUCAGAUGGAGGUCAGACAAAGGAAAUGGAACAUUGGAGAGAUUAGUGGCAAUGCAGAGAUUGAUAAAGAUGAGAUCAAUAGUGUUUCCUGCUGUAUGAGUUUCUGAAGUAGACCACUAGCCUCACUGUGUGAGGCCAAAGAAGGAGGUUAUGGAGAGCAGACGGGAGGCAUAAGGGAAGUUGAGGUUGUUGAUUGGGAUGUUAAAGUCCUAAAGUAUAAGGGUAGGAGUGCUAGAGGAGAGAAAGUGGGGUAGCCAGGAAGAAAAGUAUUCAAUAAAUAGCCUAUGGUGACCAGGGAGCCGAUAGAUGAUGGCAAUUCUUAAAGAACUUAAAUAGGUGCACAGUGUGAACUUCAAAGGAAGUAAAAUAUAGGGCAGGGGCAGAUAGGAUAGGUUGAAAGGUACAUUUAGGGGACUGAAGGAUGCCUACACCGCCUCCUUCACAGUUGAGUCUGGGAGUAUGGGAGAAUUGUAGUCCACCGAAACAAAGAAGCUGGAGUAGUGGUAUCAGAGGGAGACAGCCAGUCUCAAUGAGUGCUAGUAGUGUGAGGGAAUUGGAGAUGAAAGGUUGUGUAUGGCUGUUGAUUUAAUAUCACACUGAAUGUUGGUAGAGGAGGAUAAACUGCAGGGUAUUGGGAUAAUGUGUUUUCUGGAAGUCUUGUGUGAGCAAUGGUCCUGGGUUGGAAGAGAGAACACCAUCUGCUAGAAGUAGGAGGAGAGCUAAUGAUGUAUGAACUGCCUCUGUGCAGUCUGGGCGACUCAAUCUUGGGUAUAAUUAGGACAGAUGUGUUGUUUUGGAAACUUGAGAUUGUUUUGUGUUUUUUUCUAGACACUGAUAUCCAAAUAUGUCGUACCGAAAGCCUGGAUCCAGUCUCAUCUACGUAGCCAUUCUGAUAUUUACAGUGUCACUUACCUGCCCCAUAAAGGUACAAGCCUCCUAAUAGGAGAAUCUUCUCACAUAUUGCCUCUUAGAUCCCAUCUUUGCCAACUUCCUUGGGUUUAUCGACUUUAUCAUCUGGGGAGAAGGUAUCCAUCAGUAUAAGCCAUCUCAGCCAAUGUGGUUUAUUUAUUUACUGCUUUCAGUCUUUGGUAUGGGGUGUCUUUCAGUACUUUUCUCAUGGACAUUAAUUUGAGUAUUUGUUAUUAGUUGCCGAUAUAUAUAGGACAAGGGGUGGCUUCCUAUGUUUUUAGGUAAGAAUGUAAAACAUAACUAUAUUACAGUUAUAACCUAGAUCUUCAUAUUAAGAAUAGCUAAAAGAUUUCCCCUCCAACACUGUGAACUCCUCAUAGAAGAGCUUUGUCUAUUGCUCACAUUCACAGUAAUAGCAGCCCAGACAUUACAGGUCUGUGAGGGGAUCCCCGACCUGUGUCACCAGUUAAUCUGCUUCUCAAUAGAGAGGCCAGAAAUUAGCAACUAAAAUUCUGAUUAAAGCAAACUCUUGUUUCAGCUACUAAUACUCGGCAAUUAGCAACUAGUGUCAGGAAACCAGACAACUGAUUGCUAAAGACGUGGAGUCCAUGUGGAGGGUUUAACUACGAUGACUUGAAUUGUUGGCUAAAUCAAUGCUGAACUCAGCAGAAACUCAAACAUCUCUGAAAUAAUCUGGCACUUCACUCACUUGGAAGAACUAGGCCCCUUCUUUGUAUAGAUUUGUAAAUAGUGAACUAGCCAUUCUAGGGUUCUGGCUAACCACCCGAGUUAGAAUCUAGAUCAGUUAUUUAUUUACUAAACUAAGAAUUUUAGAUUAAUAUAUCUGAAUUGGAAGUGUAGAUGAGUUAGAGAAUUUUUCAAUUCAGUUAUUCUGACCCUAAGUUUGGAAUUCACUUUGCAUACUGUUUGUAUUCCAGACAAUACUCACUUUAGUGAAUAACCGUACUUGGCUUGUGAGCUGAUGAAAUAUUCUGCAUAUAUAUUCUGAAUUAAACAUUUUAACCAAUUGUAUUUGAAUACCCUGCAGGUGGAUAG